Messenger RNA from Gadus chalcogrammus (walleye pollock), 3793 nucleotides. RefSeq names its product adaptor related protein complex 2 subunit alpha 1 (gene ap2a1). The record is from RefSeq and is a predicted model, not a curated record. Gene Ontology annotation, cellular component: membrane coat; AP-2 adaptor complex. The transcript has 23 exons. NCBI's taxonomy places the organism in Eukaryota, Metazoa, Chordata, Actinopteri, Gadiformes, Gadidae. Bases 808 to 3777 code for a protein of 989 amino acids. Gene Ontology annotation, biological process: clathrin-dependent endocytosis; intracellular protein transport. Gene Ontology annotation, molecular function: clathrin-cargo adaptor activity.
CAGGAGGAAACGACGAGCGUGCGCGAGACUAAACUGCGUCGAGUCGACCCGCUGCUGUCACGAGCCCUGUCCAGGCAACCAAGAAGAGGCUUGCGGAUAAGACUUGCUCUAUAUUACUGACGAGCUCCUAUUUACCACGCUUUGCAAAUUGUUUAAUAUAACUGGAAUCUUAGUCCCUAUAUUUGGUGGGGAAUUACGACUGUUCGAGGAGUGAUUACGUUCGAUUGGUCAUGUAUUCCAGCAUUUGAAUGAUAUUGCUAGCCAGCUAGCUAGCUAGCUGUUUAGCUAGCUUGACCGUGAGUGAAUCGAAGCUAACAUACAUUUUCGGAAAACAUUUUCAACGUCACAUUCCUGGUCCUAUUUUUCUGCGGAAUUUUCUGUCAUAGGCGGUUCAACCCGGGCUAUUUUUUUUACUGUGGAUGUCGUGCGCUGUCAUAUCCAGCAGCUCGUAUUGCUUCCAAUCUGUCAUCGGAAGGGAUUGAAUGAAAUAGCUACCCAUAAUCGGCGGAAACGAGCUAGUUAACGGGGAUACCCUGCUGCUAGUUGAUCCACCGCCAUCGGGCUAAUCUAGCCGAUGCUAUCUUCGGUCACCAACGCAAGCCUAGAGCAACUUCAAUAGCUAAUCACAAAGUUAUCGUUCCCGGUUGCGUCUGAUCGGUCUGUUUCGCUGUUAUAACGGAGUUUAUUGCUGGGCUCGUUGUCGUUCAGCGGAACAUUUGUAUUUCGACGCACGGGCAGUCAGAAAAGCUGACCGACGCCAGUUCAUUUGCACCAGAGAGGUCGGAGUGAACAGAGAAUCCUGCAAAAAUGCCGGCGGUGUCGAAGGGAGACGGGAUGCGCGGACUGGCCGUGUUCAUAUCCGAUAUCCGUAAUUGUAAAAGCAAGGAAGCCGAGAUCAAGCGGAUCAAUAAAGAGCUGGCCAACAUCCGCUCCAAGUUUAAGGGGGACAAGGCCCUGGAUGGCUACAGCAAGAAGAAGUAUGUCUGCAAGCUGCUCUUCAUAUUCCUGCUCGGCCAUGACAUCGACUUUGGACACAUGGAAGCUGUCAACCUUCUCAGUUCCAACAAGUACACAGAGAAACAAAUUGGCUACCUGUUCAUUUCAGUGCUGGUGAACAGCAACAGCGAGCUGAUCCGACUGAUCAACAACGCCAUCAAGAACGACCUGUCCAGCCGCAACCCCACCUUCAUGUGCCUGGCUCUGCACUGCAUCGCCAACGUCGGCAGCAGGGAGAUGGCCGAGGCCUUCGCCGGGGAGAUCCCUCGUAUCCUUGUGGCCGGGGACACCAUGGACAGUGUGAAGCAGUCGGCAGCUCUGUGUCUACUGCGUCUCUACAAAGCCUCCCCGGACCUGGUGCUGAUGGGCGAGUGGACCUCCCGCGUGGUGCAUCUCCUCAACGACCAGCACAUGGGCGUGGUGACGGCAGCCAUCUCUCUCAUCACCUGCCUCAGCCAGAAGAACCCAGACGAGUUCAAGACCUGCGUGUCCCUGGCCGUCUCCCGGCUCAGCAGGAUCGUGUCGUCUGCCUCCACAGACCUCCAGGACUACACCUACUACUUUGUCCCGGCGCCGUGGCUGUCCUGCAAGCUGCUGCGCCUGCUGCAGUGCUACCCCCCGCCAGAGGAUGGUGCCGUCAAGGGCCGGCUGGUGGAGUGUCUGGAGACCAUCCUGAACAAGGCCCAGGAGCCGCCCAAGUCCAAGAAGGUGCAGCACUCCAACGCCAAGAACGCCAUCCUCUUCGAGGCCAUCUCCCUCAUCAUCCACUAUGACAGCGAGCCCAACCUGUUGGUGCGGGCCUGCAACCAGCUGGGCCAGUUCCUGCAGCACCGCGAGACCAACCUGCGCUACCUGGCGCUGGAGAGCAUGUGCACCCUGGCCAGCUCCGAGUUCUCCCACGAGGCCGUCAAGACGCACAUCGAGACCGUCAUCAACGCGCUCAAGACGGAGAGGGACGUGAGCGUGCGUCAGAGGGCGGCCGACCUGCUCUACGCCAUGUGCGACCGCAGCAACGCCAAGCAGAUCGUGGCGGAGAUGCUGAGCUACCUGGAGACCGCCGACUACUCCAUCCGCGAGGAGAUGGUGCUGAAGGUGGCCAUCCUGGCGGAGAAGUACGCGGUGGACUACUCGUGGUACGUGGACACCAUCCUCAACCUGAUCCGCAUCGCCGGGGACUACGUCAGCGAGGAGGUGUGGUACCGCGUCAUCCAGAUCGUCAUCAACCGCGACGACGUGCAGGGCUACGCCGCCAAGACCGUGUUCGAGGCGCUGCAGGCCCCCGCCUGCCACGAGAACAUGGUCAAGGUGGGAGGCUACAUCCUGGGAGAGUUUGGUAAUCUCAUUGCUGGAGACCCCCGCUCAAGCCCUCUGGUCCAGUUCAACCUCCUCCACUCCAAGUUCCACCUGUGCUCGGUGCCCACGCGGGCCCUGCUGCUCUCGGCCUACAUAAAGUUCAUCAACCUGUUCCCCGAGACCAAGGCCACCAUCCAGGAGGUGCUGCGCUCCGACAGCCAGAUCCGCAACUCGGACGUGGAGCUGCAGCAGCGCGCCGUCGAGUACCUCAAGCUGUCCUCCAUCGCCAGCACCGACGUCCUGGCCACAGUGCUGGAGGAGAUGCCCCCCUUCCCCGAGAGAGAGUCGUCCAUCCUGGCCAAGCUGAAGAAGAAGAAGGGCCCGGGGGUGGUGCCCGUGUCCGAGCUGGAGGACGGGAAGCGGGAGGGCGGGGAGCUGAACGGAGGGGGGGACAGGGGGCCUGAUUCCGCCAUGUCGGCCUCCAACGCCUCCACCCCCUCCCCGUCCGCCGACCUCCUGGGUCUGCGCUCCGCCGCCCCCGUCAGCGCCGCCGCCCCGAGCGCCGGCAGCCUAUUGGUCGACGUGUUCUCUGAGUCUGGCGCCGGCGGUCCUGCCGCCGCGGUGAACGACGACGGCUUCCUCAGAGAUCUGGAACCGCCCACGGAGACCUCUGACACCCUAUUGGUCGAGGCUCCUGGUGACUCUGACUCUGUCCCCCCUUCUGCGGCUUCUGAGGACCUCGCUCCCCCUCUGCCCGAGGCGGACGAGCUUCUGAACAAGUUUGUGUGCAAGAACAACGGCGUGCUGUUUGAGAACCAGCUGCUGCAGAUCGGGAUCAAGUCGGAGUACCGUCAGAAUCUGGGGAGAAUGUACUUGUUCUACGGCAACAAGACGUCCGUGCAGUUCGCCAGCUUCAGCACCACAGUCAGCUACCCCGGGGAGCUGCAGUCUCAGCUCAACGUUCAGACCAAGCCGGUGGAGCCCCUGGUGGAGGGAGGCGCGCAGGUGCAGCAGGUGCUCAACAUCGAGUGCAUCACCGACUUCUCGGAGGCCCCGCAGCUCAACAUCAAGUUCAGGUACGGGGGAGCCCUGCAGAACAUCACCCUCAAGCUGCCCGUCACCAUCAACAAGUUCUUUCAGCCCACGGAGAUGGCCGCGACGGACUUCUUCCAGCGCUGGAAACAGCUCAGCCAGCCGCAGCAGGAAGCACAGAAGAUCUUCAAGGCCAACCACGGCAUGGAUACAGAAGUGCUCAAGGCUAAGCUGCUGGGUCUGGGCACGGCCCUCCUGGAGAACGUGGACCCCAACCCGGAGAACUACGUGUGCGCCGGCGUGGUCCAGACCAAGUCGCAGCAGGUGGGCGUCCUCCUGCGCCUGGAGCCCAACGCGCAGGCCCAGCCUGGCGUCCAGAUGUACCGGCUGACGCUGCGCAGCAGUAAAGACACGGUCUCCAAGCGGCUGUGCGACCUGCUGGCGGAACAGUUCUGAGCGCGCGCUGAGGGGG